Molecule: messenger RNA, 3660 nt
Organism: Elgaria multicarinata webbii
Lineage: Eukaryota; Metazoa; Chordata; Lepidosauria; Squamata; Anguidae
Gene: VCAM1
Product: vascular cell adhesion molecule 1
Exons: 8
Coding region: 146-1966 (606 amino acids)
Biological process (GO): cell-cell adhesion
Cellular component (GO): plasma membrane
Molecular function (GO): integrin binding
Source: RefSeq, a predicted model, not a curated record
CACUGCAUUCACCUGCAAAGCAAACGCUUCCAAAUCCUUGCCGUUUUAAGUUUAUUUCCCCCCUCAGGGAACAGCGUCGAGCUUUUCCCCGCCGGCUUCCUUUUCAAACUCAAGCUCACUUUCAGACGAGACCAAACGCGGCCGAAUGGCGAGAGUCACUUCAGCGCUGACAGCGUUUUUGUUGCUCGUGUCCAUCAGAACUUCUAAAGAGUUUGAGAUUGAGGACAUCGUACCAGGACAUGAAGUUGCUGCACAGAUUGGAGAAAAGCUGGUGCUACAGUGCCGCACAAGGGGCUGUAAAUCCCCGGAUUUCUCCUGGAGAACCCAGUUGGACAGCCCACUGGGUGGGGUUGCAAGCCGGCAAGGAAACAGCUCAGUCUUAACGAUAAAGUCUGUUGGCUUUGAAAAUGAGAAUAACUACCUCUGCAAUGCUUUUUGUGGACACGAGAAAAGAGAAAAGAGAGUCAAGGUUGACAUUUAUUCAUUCCCCAGUGAUCCUAUUAUUAAGAUCAACAGCCCACUCGUUCUUGGGAAACCGGCUAAAAUCACCUGCAUUGUUCCUGAAGUGUAUCCUUCUGACCGACUGGAAGUAUCGCUGAAGAAAGAAGAGAAAAUUGUUCACCAAAAAGAUUUUUUUGAGGAGCCAGCUCUCUGGUCACCACAGACAAAAAAUGUGGAUAUUAUCUUUACUCCCACAGAGGAAGAUAUUGGAAAAAAGAUUGCAUGCAUAGCUGAAUUGCCAAUUGAGAAAAUGAAGUUUGAGCCCAAACAGAGGCAGACUGUGCACCUACUCGAUAUACACUAUGGCCCACGGAAUACUCACAUCACUGCAUCUCCAGGCAACACCCUGUUUGAAGGGGAAACGCUGACACUUAGCUGUGCGACUGAAAGUCAUCCACCAGCAAAGGUUGUCUGGAAGAAGCAGCUAGCUAACGAAACUGUCCAGUUUAUUGGAGAACAUUACAAUCUCUCCAUCCCAAAUGCUCAGUUCUCCGAGUUGGGAAUCUACAUCUGUGAAGUCACAAAUGAAGUCACAAAAGAAGUGGAGAAGAGAAUGGUGUCUAUCUCUGUACAAGGUGCCCCUAAACAUCUCAACUUCUCCAUCCAUCCUGCUACAACAGUCCAAGAAGGGGAAAGUGUUACUUUGCAGUGCUCUGCAGAGAGCAACCCUGCUGCCAGCAUCAUCAUAAGGAGGAAAUCUGCCAAUAAGGAUGUCAUACUUGAUAGCCAGGAUGGAUUUGUUCACAUCUCAAGAGUGACCCCUGAUGAUGCAGGGGACUAUGAGUGUGAAGUGAAGAAUGAAUUUGGGGGAAGCAAAAUGUCAGGAACUCUAAGUGUGGAAUAUGGGCCAAGGAACACAACAGUCAGUGUUACUCCUUCUAACACUGUGAAGAAAGGUGAAGCUGUAACUAUGAUUUGUUCUACCUAUGGAAAACCCACUCCAAACGUUUCCUGGAGAAAGCAGCUAGCAAAUGGAGAUUUACAGCUUAUUUCAGAAGAUGCAACCUUAACCAUAGAGAAUGUUGAGGCUGAGGAUAUGGGGCAUUAUCAUUGUGAAGGCGUUAACUGGGUUGGAAAAGACAACAAAGCAGUCGAAUUAAUUGUUGAAGUCAUUUCACCAACUACUCCAGCAUUAACUGAUUGGCCUGGAAGUGUUACUGAAGUAGAAGUUGCUACACAUCAAGAAGCUGUCGACAAAGAAGAUCAGAUGGAAAACGAAACUACCAAAAUUGAUACAAUCACCUUUGUGAAGAAUGUUAUUGAUAAUAUUGGAAAUGGUACAGAAGAUAACAAAACAACCAUCGCCAAAAUGGAAGAACCAGAUUACGUGAUUCCUGUGAUCAUCGUGGUUUCUUGCUUAGCAACAGCAGCAGGUCCCAUGGCAGCAAUAUUGAUUUACAUCUCCAGGAAGGCAAAGAUCAAUGGAUUCUACAGUCUUGUAAGGUCAAUGAAACCAAAAGUGUAAGAAAAAAGAGAGAGUAACCACACAUUUUCUGCAAGUUUAAAUAAGCAGAUAACAUUGUGUAUUACCUUGAAACUUUGGUGGACUUUCUCAUCAUAACUCAGUGUGGGAUGCAUUGAUUUGUCCUGCUUUGAAAAGGACCUAAACCAACAUUAUGCAGUUUCAUAAGACACUGAGAAGGCAGUGUGAUGUAGCAGUGGUUAAUGAGUUGGACUGAGAAGACUCAGGUUUGUCCCCACAGAGCCAUAACAUUCACUGGGUGACUUUGGGCCAGUCGCUAGGGCCACUUUCACAUGAGGCAUUGAUUGUGCAAUGUUUUUUUAUGGGGGUUCAAAUGACUUUGUUUUCCAUUUGUAGUCCUCUUGUGAUUUUCGACCACGAAAAAACCAGUUAAAGAGAGAAAUAGCUGUACAAUGCAUUUUGAUUGGUAGCGCUAGGAGGUGUCCGGAAGCACCGUAUUCCUCAGGUCAACCUACCUCACAGGGUUGUUGUGAGGAUAAAAUGGGUAGUGACAAUGUAUACUGUCCUGAGUUUCUUGGUGUAAUUUAAAAACGUGAUAAAGCUUUUUCUUUUGUAACUAAGCUAAGUGGGGUUGGGAUGCAGAGACACUGCCUGCUAAUAACAGGAGAGAUGUUUGUUUUCGAGUAGAACUGCCUCCACAGAAGGAAAUCCUAAAAGCAUUAGGCCUUCCUUGUACGUAAUAUAUGAUUUCCUGAAAACAUGUGUCAUACAAAGUUGAAUAUUUUAAUUUGCAAACCUGUAAUAACCCCAUUACUUCUGUAUAUAGACAUUUUAUUCUACAAGUAGUAGAAUAGUAGUCACCAGAUUGUUCAAAAAGUAACAUAGCGUGUUUGUAUUAUUGUGGAGCACUUUCUUUUCAGUGUGGAUAUGAAUCCAACUGAAACUGAUCAUUUGAAAGUCCAGUUGAUUUCAAUAGGAGAUAUUUUUAAGUGUGCACUUAAUUCUUUAAUUAAAAUCAUUAGUACUUAAAAGUAUUUAACUAUGGCAGAAAGCAAGGUGUCCACUAAUAACAUAUGUUUAUGGCACCAUGUUCGGAUAUGUACCCCCAUCCUCCCUUUAUGAAUCUAACAGUUUCAUAAAGCUACAUCACCGUGAACUGAAAUUCUGUGAGUAGGACUAUGGGAUUCUAAUGGAGGUUUCUCAGCAGCCUUUUCCAAACUACAGUUCCAACAUUCUUAUUCCACAGUUUAGCUGGUAUAAACUGACAAAGGUUUUUAACGCAGGUAUGUUUUGUGAUUUCAUUCUUGAUGUCUGAAUAAAAUUAAGGCUGGCCCUUUCUACACCUAAGGGUUAUCCCAGGAAAAUGGAGGGAUCGUCCCUGCCUGCUCCCGGGAUCCCCUGUGUCAUUUGCAUGCACAGGGAUGAUCCCAGGAUGAUCCCUGGAAAAAUGGCAGGUGUAGAAAUGGCCUUAGUUUCUGUUAAAGGAAUAGGUUUGUCUUCAUUUUUAAAAAGUGUUUUGACACCCCCACCCACAAAUUCAUGUUGUUGGUACUUUUACUUCUUGCACAGUAUUAUUUAAAUUUGUUCAUAGAAACAGUUUUAUGCUGUGAAAUAGAAUAUUGGUGUUUACAUUACCUCUGUUCCCAUCUGUAAAUCCUCGUUUGGUUGGAUGGCGAAAUAGCCAAACUGCUGUAAAUAGCUGAUGUGUGAUUAACUUUGUAAAUAAAAGUACUUUU